AUGCCCCGCCGCCGCAUCGCCAUGCCGCCGUCCUGCCCCGCCCCCGCCGCCGUCCUCCUCCUUCUCCUGGUCGUCGCCGUCCCGCCGGCUCCAUCCGCGGCCGCGAGCCCCCGCCACCCAUCCACCACCGCCCCCACCACUGCCUUCGGCCGCUCUUCCGGGCUUGGCAACCUCACCCUCCUCGGCUCGGCCUCCAUGCUUCCAGGCCAGGCCGCGGUCUCUCUCACCACCAACGCCAGCGACGCCGGCCGCGCGCUCUUCUCCAACCCCGUGCGCCUCCUACUCCCGCCACCCAACCCGCGCGCCGCCAGGGCGCAGGCCUCCUUCUCCACCCGCUUCGUCUUCCGCGUCGUGCCCUCUCCAGCAUACGGCGACGGCCUCGCCUUCAUCUUCACCUCCUCCAGGACCUUCGUUGGCGCGGCCGACGGCUUCUUGGGCCUGUACGACUCCACCCUCUCGUCCAGCUCCAGCUCCUGCUCCGCCGUCAACACCGUAGCCGUGGAGUUUGACACGCACCUGGACUUGGCGCUGGGCGACCCUGACGCCAACCAUGUGGCGCUCGACGCCGGCUCGAUCUACUCAGCCGUGUCCGCGAGCCCGGGACUGGAUCUCAAGUCCGGUGGCGUGCCCAUCACCGCCUGGGUCCAAUAUGACGCGCCGCGCCGUCGCCUGCGCGCCUGGCUGUCCCACUCCGCGUCACGCAAGCACCUCAACCCGGCGCUGUCCAUAACUGUGGACUUCUCUGGACUGCUCAAUGACUCCAUGUAUGUGGGGUUUUCGGCCUCCAACAGCAACAAGGGCAGCGCCCUUCACAUCAUCAACAGCUGGUCUUUCAGGACCUACUGGCCGCGCCACACAUCCUCUGUUCCAUUGGCUGUGUCGCCGCCACCACCGCCAACCCCUCUGCCAUCGCUUCCGGCACAUCACCACAGCAUUGUGGCUUGGCUUGUCGGGCAAAGUGACCAGGACCAAGAUUGUGGAGUAUUCCCGUCGCCGGUGAACUUCCUCAACGGCUGCUGCUGGACGGCCUACCCGUUCCUCAAGUUCCAUCUCUACGUGACGGUCAGGCAAAGUGAUCAGGACCAAGAUUGUGGAGUAUUCCUGUCGCUGGUGAACUUCCUCAAUGGCUGCUGCUGGACGGCCUACUCGCUCAUCAAGUUCCAUCUCUACGGUGACGGGCAAAGUGAUCAGGACCAAGAUUGUGGAGUAUUCUUGUCGCUGGUGAACUUCCUCAACGGCUGCUGCUGGACGGCCUACUCAUUCCUCAAGUCAGACCUCUACAUGACGGUGCUUGUUUGCAGGGAUGGACAGGGUCGAUCGCUCGUGCUCUGCACUCUCACGCAGUACCGUGCCCUGGCUGAGCCAAGCAUCCUCCUGACUGCGCCCGCCGGCCUCGCCGCCGCCACGACUCUAUGGUUCGCCCUCGUGCACACGGUGCCGUGCCGCAGCCUGCUGUCAAAAGAGAGCACACUGUCGGCAAGACUAAAGGAGAAGGACGCCGUAAUGGAAAAGCAGGCCAGAUUGGUUAUACUUACCUGCAGGAGGUGA
This is a messenger RNA of Triticum aestivum (bread wheat), 1548 nucleotides long. Its product is annotated as L-type lectin-domain containing receptor kinase S.7-like. The record is from RefSeq and is a predicted model, not a curated record. Bases 1 to 1548 code for a protein of 515 amino acids. The transcript has 5 exons. NCBI's taxonomy places the organism in Eukaryota, Viridiplantae, Streptophyta, Magnoliopsida, Poales, Poaceae. Gene Ontology annotation, molecular function: carbohydrate binding.